Molecule: messenger RNA, 1380 nt
Organism: Pelodiscus sinensis (Chinese soft-shelled turtle)
Lineage: Eukaryota; Metazoa; Chordata; Testudines; Trionychidae
Source: RefSeq, a predicted model, not a curated record
UCCCCCACCCAGGCUCAGGGUACAAAUCAGCCAGAACUAUUGCUGUGUACGGGCUAAGAUGGGGCAGCCCUCCCUCACCGAUGCAGUGCCCAGGGAAACUGAGGCACACACAGAGUUACAACAGAGCAGCACAGGCCAGUCGGAAUCGCACACAACACAGCGAACACCAUCCCCGCUGCGUCACACCGCAGUCUGGCCGAGAGUAGUGAGUUAAGCCCAGCGGCUGUGGGGCUGCCUGGGUCUACGCGUUGGGCCUGAGACCACUGAAAAUGCCCAUGGGACCUCUGAGUUGGGCAGAGCUGGGCUGUGCAGGAACAAGCCGGGGCCAGACAAGGCUUCGUUUCCAGGAGCACCAUCUGGGCAGGGCAAGGGUGGUUGUGGCUGCUUCCCUGCUUGCUGAGCUGCAUGUCUCCUUGGCAGGUACCACGACCAGCAGGAUGUGACCAGCAACUUCCUGGGUGCCAUGUGGCUCAUCUCCAUCACCUUCCUCUCCAUCGGCUACGGCGACAUGGUGCCUCACACCUACUGUGGGAAAGGCGUCUGCCUCCUCACCGGCAUCAUGGGGGCUGGCUGCACCGCCCUGGUGGUGGCCGUGGUGGCCAGGAAACUGGAACUCACCAAAGCCGAGAAGCACGUGCACAACUUCAUGAUGGACACGCAGCUGACGAAGCGGAUCAAGAAUGCGGCAGCCAACGUCCUGCGGGAAACCUGGCUCAUCUACAAACACACCAAGCUGCUGAAGAAGAUCGAUCAUGCCAAAGUCAGGAAGCACCAGAGGAAGUUCCUACAAGCCAUUCACCAGCUGCGCAGUGUCAAGAUGGAGCAGAGGAAACUGAGCGACCAGGCCAACACGCUGGUCGACCUUUCCAAGAUGCAGAGCGUCAUGUACGACCUGAUCGCAGAGCUCAACGACCGGAGCGAGGACUUGGAGAAGCAGAUCGGCAGCCUGGAGUCCAAACUGGAGCAGCUCACCACGAGUUUCAACUCUCUGCCCCUGCUCAUCGCCGAAACCCUGCGCCACCAGCAGCAGCAGCUCCUCGCGGCCCUCCUCGAGACUCGCGGCAUCAGUCUGGUGGGGGGCCCCCCCCAGACGCCCCUGUCGGACAGUCCACUUGGGGUCAGCUCCACCUCCUUCCCCACCCCUUACACCAGUUCCAGCAGCUGCUGAAGUGCGGCUGAGCCCCUGCGCAGACGGACGGGAAGAGCUGCUCGUGGGUCUUCAGAGUCCAGUCGACUUUCUCCCGGCCCCAGGCCGCUGCAGGAUCAUCCGCGCCGGCGCUGGGAGCACGGCCAAACCGCUGCCAUGGGGAGCGCCCCCUCGGGGUUCUCCGGCGCCGCAGGAGCAGAAACCUCUCCAGGGCAGGAGGAGGAAGCCUCCGG